AUGUCGCUCACAAUCUACGAGUCGGACCUGGCCGCGCCAUUCCUCCCCCAGAUCUCAAUCUUCGACUAUGUCCUUCCUGGCCAGCCUGGUGUUUCGCCACUCCAGGCGUUCGACCAGUCCCUUCCAGCCUUUAUUGAUGGGAGGGACGGCCGGACCCUCACACGCGCCGGGUUGCGCGACGCCGCCCUCCGUCUCGCUGGCGGCCUCAAGGCACUAGGGCUGAAACGCGGAGAUGUGGCGGGUCUCUGGGGAUUCAACUCGCUCGAAUGGGUUAAUGCCGCUUAUGGGUGUCUGGCGGCUGGCGUGGUCGUCAGCCCCGCCAACUAUGCCUACGCCCCUGCCGAAGUGGCUCACCAGCUCAACGACUCGGGCGCAUCCCUUGUCUUUGUCGACCCUGCCCUCUUAUCCAACUUUGAGGCCUCGCGUCAACACCUCAAGCGGCCCCUCUCCCCCUCGCGUGUCAUCCUCCUCUGCACUGUCAACCACAAGCCAAAGGGCACACCAUACAAGUGUCUCCCCGAGAUCCUCGCUGCCCCAGUCGAACCGGAACACUUUGACGGCACGGCUUGCAACGAGACGGCAUGGAUGUCGUAUUCAUCCGGCACAACUGGCCUGCCAAAGGGCGUCAUGACGACCCACUACAACUUUACCAGCCAGCUUCAAGCCGCCAACACGAGCUACCACCUCGACAGUGGGCCAAACGGCGACGUCGUGCUGGGCUUCUUGCCUAUGAGUCACAUAUACGGUCUUACCGUCUCGCUCCUCCAGCCCUUGACCUUUGGGGCGCCCGUCAUUGUGCUUCCUCGAUAUGAUGAGAUUCCUGUCCUCGAGGCAAUCCAAAAGUACAAGGUCACGCACGGGCUGCUGGUCCCGCCUCUGAUCCUCAAGUUCCUCUACUCGCCCAAUACGUCCAAGUACGACAUCAGCUCUAUGCGGACAAUCAUGAGUGGUGGCGCACCGCUCUCGCCUGAACUCGCUGCAGCGUUUGAGAAAAAGUUCCCCGGAUGCGUCUCGAUCCAGGGUUACGGUAUGACCGAGACCACACCGGGGAUUACGGCGAUGAACAGGACCGACGUGCUCGGCGGCGAUCGACAAGGUUGGGUCGGAUACCUCUUGCCCACUUACCAGGCGCGCCUGGUGCGUGCUGAUGGGACGGACGCACCGCGCGGUCAGCCAGGUGAGAUGUGGGUUCGUUCGCCAAGCGUCAUGAAGGGAUACCACAACAAUCCCAAGGCAACCGCCGAUACCAUGGCCCUCGGAGGAUGGUUCAAGACGGGCGACGUGCUCAUCCGCGAUGACAAGGGAUGGUACAAGGUCGUUGAUCGGGUCAAGGAACUCAUCAAGUACAAGGGCUUCCAGGUUGCCCCUGCCGAGCUCGAGGCACUCCUCCUCACCCACCCAAAGCUUGUCGACGCCGGCGUCGUCGGCGUGUAUGAUGAGGCCCAGGUCACCGAGAUGCCGCGCGCCUAUGUUGUGGCCGCCGACGGUAUCGCUGCGGCUGAGCAUGCCGCGCUCGCAAAGGAAGUGCAGGCGUGGGUUGCAGCGCGCGUUGCCCAGCACAAGAAGCUCCGUGGCGGGGUUCUCAUUGUCGAGGCCAUUCCCAAGUCGCCGAGCGGCAAGAUCCUCCGCAAGGACCUCCGGAAGCGAGCGCAGGCAGAGUACGAGGGCAAGCCCGCGGCGCGGUUGUAG
Messenger RNA from Cutaneotrichosporon cavernicola, 1689 nucleotides. RefSeq lists its product as uncharacterized. NCBI's taxonomy places the organism in Eukaryota, Fungi, Basidiomycota, Tremellomycetes, Trichosporonales, Trichosporonaceae. Bases 1 to 1689 code for a protein of 562 amino acids. The transcript has 2 exons. The record is from RefSeq and is a predicted model, not a curated record. Gene Ontology annotation, molecular function: CoA-ligase activity. Gene Ontology annotation, biological process: secondary metabolic process.